Molecule: messenger RNA, 4618 nt
Organism: Phalacrocorax carbo (great cormorant)
Lineage: Eukaryota; Metazoa; Chordata; Aves; Suliformes; Phalacrocoracidae
Source: RefSeq, a predicted model, not a curated record
GCCCUCCCCCUCCCCAAGGUGUCGGCAGCGGCGGGGACGCGCUCGCUCGUGCCCGCGCUCUCCCCCCCCCCCCCCCCCCCACUCCCCUCCCCGCUCCCCUCGGCUCUCCCCGGCUGCGCUGGUGGCGGCGGCGGCGGCGGCGGCGGCUCGGCCAUGGCGGCCCCGGCGGAGCUGAGCGUGGAGCGGCUGCGGGCGCUGCCCGGCAGCUGGAGUUACGGGAUCAGCCAGGGCGGCCGCGUCUUCUUCAUCAACGAGGAGGCGAAGAGCACGACCUGGCUGCACCCGCUCACCGGAGAGGCCGUGAUCACCGGGCACCGCCGCAGCGCAGACUUACCCACAGGUUGGGAGGAAGCUUAUACUUUUGAAGGUGCAAGAUAUUAUGUAAACCAUAAUGAACGAAAAGUAACCUGCAAACAUCCAGUAACGGGGCAGCCAUCACAAGACAACUGUAUUUUUGUUGUGAAUGAACAGACUGCUGCAGCAAUGACAUCUGAAGAAAAGAAGGAGCGACCAGUAAGCAUGAUAUGUGAAGCAACUAACUAUAAUCUGACAUCAGAUUAUGCUGCUCAUCCAAUGAGCCCUGUGGGCAGAACAUCACGAUCUUCAAAGAAGGUUCAUAAUUUUGGAAAGAGAUCAAACUCAAUAAAGAGAAAUCCUAAUGCACCAGUUGUCAGACGUGGCUGGCUCUACAAACAGGACAGUACUGGAAUGAAGUUAUGGAAGAAACGGUGGUUUGUGCUCUCAGAUCUGUGUCUCUUCUAUUACAGAGAUGAGAAAGAAGAAGGAAUACUAGGUAGCAUACUUCUACCUAGUUUUCAGAUAUCUGUCCUUUCUCCUGAGGACCACAUUAACCGCAAAUAUGCCUUUAAGGCAGCUCAUCCAAACAUGAGGACCUAUUAUUUCUGCACAGAUACAGGGAAGGAAAUGGAGCUGUGGAUGAAAGCCAUGACAGAUGCAGCGCUUGUGCAGACAGAGCCUGUGAAAAGAGUAGAGAAGUUAACCACUGAAAAUACACCAUCUCGAGAGGCAAAUAAUAUUUCAAACCAUCGGGUGCUAAUUAAGCCAGAGGCACAAAAUAACCAGAAAAACAAAGAAGUGAACAAAAAUGAGGAGAAGAAAGCUUUGGAAGCUGAAAAAUAUGGAUUCCAGAAAGUUGGGCAAGAUAAACCAUUGACGAAAAUUAACAGUGUAAAGCUAAAUCCUUUGGGAGCCGAAUACAGGACUUUACCCAUAACCACGAUUCAGGCUGGACACUUCCGACCAGUUCAUUUAAAUGGGUCUGAGAAUAAAGCUGUUGGUGUUGUCCUGGCAGACACUGGAGAUGGAGGUCAGCACAAUGCGGUUCAGUCACAUGUGGAGUCUGAAAGAGUUAUGCAGAGAACUAAUUCAAUGCUGCAGCUGGAACAGUGGAUCAAAAUACAAAGAGGAAAAGGACAAGAAGAGGAAACGAGAGGCAUUAUCUCAUAUCAGACACUACCAAGAAACAUGCCAAGCCAUCGACCUCAAGUUUUACCCCGGUACCCAGAAGGCUACAGAACACUGCCGAGAAACAGCAAAGCACGGCCGGAGAGCCUCUGCAGCGUAACGCCAUCGGCUUACGACAGAGCCAUAGGACCAGUAACAGCCGAAGAAAAACGGAGGUCGAUGCGCGAUGACACAAUGUGGCAGCUCUAUGAAUGGCAGCAACGUCAGUUUUACAAUAAGCAGACAACUCUUACUAGACACAGUACUUUAAGUAGCCCAAAAACUAUGAUGAAUAUUUCUGAUCAGACGAUGCAUUCGAUUCCCACCUCACCCUCUCAUGGUUCAAUUGCUGGUUUCCAAGGAUAUUCCCCACAGCGGACCUACAGAUCAGAAGUGUCUUCACCAGUGCAAAGGGGAGAUGUAACUAUUGAUCGCAGACAUAGAACGCAUCAUACUAAGCAUGUCUUUGUGCCUGACAGAAGGUCAAUGCCAGCAGGUCUGAGUUUACAGCCUGUUACUCCUCAGAGCCUCCAAGGCAAAACACCAGAGGAGCUCACGCUGCUGCUAAUAAAGCUGAGACGGCAGCAAGCUGAACUGAGUAGUAUCCGGGAACACACACUAGCACAGCUCAUGCAACUAAAACUUGAGGCCAGCAGCCCAAAGAAUGAGAUUCUUGCACAUCACCUUCAAAGGAAUGCCAUAUAUUUGGAUCAUCAGAUGAAAGAGAAUGAACCUUUAAUCACCAUGGUUCACACUAUGAUUGAGAACUCGGCGCUAAGACCACAACUGUACCAGCAAUUAACACAAGAAGAAUGUAGGGGUACACUAUACAAAUAUAGAACUGAAGAGCUGGAUAUUGACGCUAAGCUUAGCCGUUUAUGUGAACAAGAUAAAGCUGUACAAGCACUGGAAGAGAAGCUUCAACAGCUACACAAGGAGAAAUACACGCUUGAGCAAGCUUUGCUAUCAGCAAGUCAGGAGAUAGAAAUGAAUGCAGAUAAUCCCGCGGCCAUACAAAAUGUAGUCUUACAGAGAGACGACUUGCAGAACGGACUACUUAGCACUUGUCGAGAAGUAUCGCGAGCUACUGCAGAACUGGAAAGAGCUUGGAGAGAAUAUGAUAAAUUGGAGUAUGAUGUAACUGUAACAAGGAAUCAUAUGCAGGAUCAGCUCGAUCGGCUUGGAGAAAUUCAGACCGAGUCAGCAGGGAUACAGCGUGCUCAGAUUCAGAAGGAACUGUGGAGAAUUCAAGAUGUCAUGGAGGGUUUAAGUAAACAUAAACAACAAAGAAGCUCUUCAGAGGCAGGCAUCAUGGGAUCAAGGACAUUUUCAGCUAUUAAAUAUAAAAAUGAGGAAGAGGAAGUAGUCCCACCUCGUCCUCCACUCCCUCGGUCCUAUGACUUUACAGAGCAUCCUCCCAUAAUCCCCCCUCUGCCCAGUGAUAGCAGCUCCUUGCUCUGUUAUAGCAGGGGCCCAGUACAUCUGUCAGAAGAAAAGAAGAUUCACCAAGUUCAAGGAUAUCAGAGAAAUGGAUCUUACUGUGGUCCUGAUUAUAGGCUUUAUAAGAGUGAACCGGAGUUAACUACAGUAGCAGAAGUGGAUGAGUCUAAUGGCGAAGAAAAAACAGAACAAAUUUCAGAAUCAGAAUCUACAGCUAAAGGCUCACAUUUUCCUGUGGGAGUUGUACCACCCAGAACCAAAUCGCCAACGCCAGAGUCUUCAACAAUAGCAUCCUAUGUCACUUUGAGGAAGAAUAAGAAGAUAGAUCUGAGAAUGGAAAGACCAAGAAGUGCAGUGGAGCAGCUGUGUCUUGCAGAAAGCGCACGGCCUCGAAUGACUGUGGAGGAACAGAUGGAAAGAAUAAAGAGACACCAACAAGCUUGCCUGAGAGAGAAGAGAAAAGGACUCAAUAUUAUUGGUGUUUCAGACCAGUCUCCUUCACAGAGUCUGUCGUUUGUCAGAGAUAAUCCAUUCAAAUUGGCACAGAAUCGAAAAAAAGAUGAUACUGUAUCUGGUAACAUGAAGGAAUUAGAGAGCACCAGUAAAGAAUAUAAUUUGAAACAAAAUAAUGAAAAUCCUGGAGAAGAAAUAGCACAACUAAAACAUGAUGGAGAACAAGAGCGUAAUUCAGGUUUUACUAAAGAGCUGACAAAAACUGAUGAUCUUUUAUCAGAUGCACAUGUUGUAUCUGAGUCAAAAGAAGUGAGUAAUGAAGAGAAAGCAGAAAAGGAAAAGAAAAAUAAAUUAGAAGAAACACAUGAUGGUGAUAUAAGCUUGCAGAGUGUGACCACAGUUACAAACCACAAACCCAAAACCAGCCCAGAAGAAAGUGAAGUAGUUAGUGUUCAAGAACAAGGAGGGAUUAUUUCUUCGUUUGAAUUAGCAGCACAGUCUUCAAAAGGAAAUCAGGCAACAGCAGUGAAAAGUUUGCCUUCUUCACCAGAAUCGUCAUUGUCACCAGCUCCAUCUACACAGACACAGCUCGCAGAAGGAUCACAUUUCAUCACUAAUGGCUUCUGUUGAAACAAUUCAUGCCUGAGAUGUAUGGACCUGACCUAUGAAAAUAUGAGAAGAUAUUGUACAGUAUAUUUUAAAUCUAUGAAAUUCAUAGUUCUGAUGCUUUUGGCCACAGAGCAUCAUUUUAUCACUUCCUGGAAAAUGUUUAUUCCAAGAGAGCUUUAAAUGGCCCACAUGUACACUCAACAACCUUUAGAUUGUUCUCCUGAUACCAGCUUGCUGCUAUGAUUUCUGUGCACAUAAAAUAAAGGCUCUUUUUCAUGUGCAGCCUACAGUCAGAACUUUAUUUAAUAGUCUCCCGAAUUUAACAUUCUUUUAAUUGUGGAUCAUAUAAGUUUACUUUCUUGCUUCUUUUAGGUGCAUAACUCAGUUAAUUUUACACAUCACCACUAAACCUUGUUUUCCACCUUUUCAACACUACAAUUUAUUGUUUUAACAUUUUAUUUGUAAAAUUUUUAUAUAUAUAGAUAUAUUUAAAAUGUGCCAUUUUUAUUUUUGCUUAGUAAAAUAUGUCCUGUUUCUGCUGUAAUUAUUUCUCAGUCAGGUUGCAAUGUCAGCAGUUAACGCCACACUUCUGUCAACAUAUACAUUAAUGUUAGUGGUUACUUUAUUUCUUAAAUAAAAUGGAGUGUAGGUA